CUUCAGUUUGUCUUUGAGUACGUAAAACGCUAAGAAGAGGGGGGGGGAUUCUGGAUUGUUCUGUCUUGUCAGUUGAGCCUACACCGAGACAACAUUCAUUAAUCACUUCUUUCCGCAGAUCCUCAAAAGCAAGCAAAGAUGAAGCUGGUAUGUGUGAUACUGCUGGUUGCUUGCACAGCGUUUGCUGACGACGACGAUAAGAAGGAGAACGUGGGAACAGUAGUUGGGAUCGAUCUUGGGACCACCUACUCAUGUGUUGGGGUAUUCAAGAGUGGCCGGGUGGAAAUCAUUGCCAAUGACCAGGGAAAUCGCAUCACUCCAUCCUAUGUGGCCUUUACUACCGAGGGUGAGCGUCUGAUUGGUGAUGCUGCGAAGAAUCAGCUGACCUCCAACCCUGAGAAUACUGUCUUUGAUGCCAAGAGAUUGAUUGGUCGGAGUUGGGGCGACUCAUCUGUACAACAGGACAUCAAGUACCUGCCUUUCACAGUUCUUGAGAAGAAGAGUAAGCCCCAUAUCCAGGUUGAAAUUUCUAGUGGUCACGUGAAAACUUUUGCCCCUGAGGAGAUCUCUGCCAUGGUACUGACUAAGAUGAAGGAGACUGCUGAGGCUUACUUGGGCAAGAAGGUCACACAUGCUGUGGUCACUGUCCCUGCCUACUUUAAUGAUGCCCAGCGUCAGGCCACCAAAGAUGCUGGAGUUAUUGCUGGUCUGAAUGUUAUGAGAAUCAUAAAUGAGCCAACUGCUGCUGCUAUUGCUUAUGGUCUGGACAAGAGGGAUGGUGAGAAGAACAUUCUUGUGUUUGAUCUGGGCGGUGGCACCUUUGAUGUCUCCCUCCUCACAAUUGACAACGGCGUGUUUGAGGUGGUGGCAACCAAUGGUGAUACCCAUCUGGGUGGGGAAGACUUUGACCAGCGUGUCAUGGAGCAUUUCAUCAAGCUGUACAAGAAGAAGACUGGAAAAGAAGUGCGCAAGGACAACCGGGCUAUGCAGAAGUUGCGCCGUGAGGUUGAGAAGGCCAAGAGGUCCCUGUCUGCACAGCAUCAGGCCCGAAUUGAGAUUGAGUCCUUCUUUGAGGGAGAAGACUUCUCUGAGAUCCUGACUCGUGCCAAGUUUGAGGAGCUCAACAUGGACCUCUUCCGUUCUACCAUGAAGCCUGUACAGAAGGUGCUAGAAGAUGCUGACCUGAAGAAGUCUGACAUUGAUGAGAUUGUCUUGGUUGGAGGGUCCACCCGUAUCCCCAAAAUCCAGCAGCUGGUGAAGGAGUUCUUUAAUGGCAAAGAGCCUUCCAGGGGUAUCAACCCAGAUGAGGCUGUUGCCUAUGGGGCUGCUGUUCAGGCAGGUGUGCUGUCUGGAGAGGAGGACACUGGUGACGUGGUUCUUCUAGAUGUGUGUCCCCUUACCCUGGGUAUUGAAACUGUUGGAGGAGUAAUGACCAAGCUGAUCCCAAGGAACAGUGUGGUGCCCACCAAGAAGGCCCAGAUCUUUUCUACUGCCUCAGACAACCAGCCUACCGUCACCAUCAAGGUCUAUGAAGGUGAGCGUCCCCUGACCAAAGACAACCAUCUACUUGGCACCUUUGACCUGACUGGUAUCCCUCCUGCUCCACGUGGUGUGCCUCAGAUUGAGGUUACCUUUGAGAUUGAUGUCAAUGGCAUCCUACGUGUUACUGCUGAGGACAAAGGCACAGGCAAUAAGAACAAGAUCACCAUCACCAAUGACCAGAACCGCCUCACACCUGAGGACAUAGAACGUAUGGUUAAUGAUGCAGAGCGUUUUGCUGAUGAAGACAAGAGGCUCAAGGAACGCAUUGAUGCCCGCAAUGAGUUGGAGAGUUAUGGUUACUCACUGAAGAACCAAGUGGGUGACAAAGAGAAGCUUGGCGGCAAGCUGUCUGACGAGGAAAAGGAAACCAUCGAGAAAGCAGUAUCAGAGAAAAUUGAGUGGAUGGAAUCUCACCAGGAUGCCACUUUGGAGGAGUUUCAGGCCAAGAAGAAGGAGCUGGAGGAAGUGGUUCAGCCCAUUAUCAGCAAGCUUUAUGGUAGUACUGAUGCAAACCCGCCUGAGGGUGGAGAUGGUGAGCAGGAUGAGAAGGAUGAGUUGUAGGUAGAAGGACAACUCCAUUUCUCAAUUGCCCCUUACCUCCCUGGUAUAGUGGCACCUAGAUGUUCAUAAUGAACUGAUUGGACUCAAAGGGUGAGUGGAAUGGUUUGAACGGGGUGGAACAAAACGACCAUAUUGACUUUCCUGAAGACAUUUUUUUCAAUGUGAGGGGGUUUUCUCUUCGCUUGAGGGCGGAGAUAUUAAUCGGCCCGGAUUCGAGGCUUGUUGCUGCUGUUCUCAGGCAGUCCUGAAGGGGUUCUGUGGAAGGGAGGGGCUUAGUUGAGUGGGUGGGGGGGCUAUUCAGUCGAGCUUGCAAGGC
Messenger RNA from Lampris incognitus (smalleye Pacific opah), 2419 nucleotides. RefSeq names its product heat shock protein 5 (gene hspa5). The coding region runs from base 139 to 2103 and encodes 654 amino acids. Gene Ontology annotation, cellular component: endoplasmic reticulum chaperone complex; cytoplasm; membrane. Gene Ontology annotation, molecular function: ATP-dependent protein folding chaperone; ATP hydrolysis activity; heat shock protein binding. NCBI's taxonomy places the organism in Eukaryota, Metazoa, Chordata, Actinopteri, Lampriformes, Lampridae. The record is from RefSeq and is a predicted model, not a curated record. Gene Ontology annotation, biological process: cellular response to unfolded protein; endoplasmic reticulum unfolded protein response; protein refolding. The transcript has 9 exons.